CAGGGAGGCAGAGCGACGACCUCAGGCGAACAGGAAGUCUGAGCGGCGUCCACCGCCGAACAGGAAGUCUGAGCGGCGUCCACCGCCGAGCAGGGAGGCUGAGCGGCGUCCACCGCCGAGCAGGGAGGCUGAGCGACGUCCACCGCCGAGCAGGGAGGCAGAGCAACGACCUCAGCCGGGCAGACAGGCUGAGCGAAGUCCUCGGCGGAGCAUGAAGGCAGAGCGACGACCACUGCUGGGCAGACAGGCUGAGCAACGUCCUCGGCGGAGCAUGAAAGCGGCGCGACAUCCUUGGCGGAGCAUGAAGGCAGAGCGACGACCACAGCAGGGCAGACAGGCUGAGCGAAGUCCUCGGCGGAGCAUGAAAGCGGAGCGACGUCCACGGCUGACCAGGGAGGCUGAGCGACGACCUCGGCUGACCAGGGAGGCUGAGCGACGACCUCGGCUGACCAGGGAGGCUGAGCGACGACCUCGGCUGACCAGGGAGGCUGAGCGACUUUGAGGUAGCUGAACAGUGGGGAAUCCUUGAGUCCGGUAGGAGAUGACGCGACGUUUCUUACGGAACGUGGAGGCAGAGCAACGUUCUCCACUGAACAUGAAGGCUGAGCGAGAGCCAUAAUAGGGGAGAGAGGGUGGGAGUUGGUCUCCGCCCUGACCACAGACUCCCCCUCCUGUUGGCGUGGCAUGGCGUAGUCCUUUGUGAACAUUGCCGGUGGUGACCUGUCCCGCCACGGCAGCCCGAGCAUGCGGUCAUUCUGAGUGAGUAGUUCAUCUGUCCUUCUUCCCUGCCCCAAUAGUGCUCUAUACCACUCCUCAUAUGCUGCAAACCAGGCGUCCAUCUUGGUGAUCUGUUGCUUCUGAUAAAUGGUCUUUCGUUCUGUCACGUAUCGAGGUUGAGCCAGAAGCAAGUGCAGAUAAUGACAUGUAUUGAAACAAACGUACUAUGAAACAAAGACACGAAGACAACUUGGUAUAACGCUGUGGCAUGAAACAAAACACCAAGACAUGAACAACAAGAGUCUAGAACAACGAAAGACAAGCAAACAGUGCAGACCAGGACUAUAUAUACACACGAGUACUCAUUAACAAAAUGUGAGUCAGGUGCAGGUGGUCAUGUGACAGCUAGUGCAGUGCAGUGGCUGAUGGGAAGUGGAGUCCAGAGCUUCUUGAUACAUGACACUUGGAUGAUUUAAUGCCGAUUUACAGAGUUAUACACAUGUAGAUCUGUUCUGGACUGAUAAAAACAAGCUCUGCCUGCCAGACCAUUUGCUUCCACAAGACAUGUCUGUGUUACUCUCUUGUUUACUUUGUCUCAACCUAAGUAAAUUAGUUCACUAAAAGUGUUUAAUUACAUGGCUACAAUACUAUUCAUGUUGGGGAUUAAGCAGUAAGUGGUCGGUUUAGCUUGUUGAGAAUUUGCUAAUCUUGUUUAGCCAGUACAUGAUCUGGGAUUUUCACAGACAGCAAUCUCUAGAAUUUACACAGAGUGGUGCAAAAAACAAAAAACAUCAAGUCAGUGGCAGUUCUGAUGAGAGAGGCAAGAGGAGAAUGACCAGACUGGUUUGAACUCACAGGAAGGCUACAGUACCUGGGCUACAACAACAGAAGACCACAUUUGGUUCCAUAUAUAUGUAUAUGGACCUUAAUAUAUACGGUUAAUUUGUGCUGGAACAGGAUCCAGUACCUCUCAGACUUGGAAGUGCCUGUUUUCUGGAAAUCAUUUAUCAGAAUCUCUGUAGCUUUUUUUUUUUCUUUUAAUAAAAAUAAAAAAAGAAAUAGUCAUCAUAGUAAAAUCAUUUCAAUGUAUGAUCAUUCUUCAUGUGACACCUCCCUUCCAAAAAUAUACAGUUAGCUCAUUUCCAUUAUGACUAAUUUGUAACUAGUAAUCAUAGCAUACUCAUUUUGUUAGUUACAUCUAUUCACAUGUCAUGGAUAUGGUGAAAAAGGCAGCUGACUUUGUUGUUAUUUCUUAAAGAACUAAGCUAAAGUGAUGGGACAGAACAAGAUACUUAAAAAAGGGAAGGGGUGUAUUGUUUUGUUUUUUAUUUCUGAAACCGUUUUUGAAAAAAAAUGUUUUACAAAUUAAGUAUUAACUGCUACUUUAUUAUGAACACCUGUACACCUGAUCAUUCAUGCAAUUAUCCAAUCAGCCAAUCAUAUGGCAGCAGAUUUAUGCAUAAAAUUAUGCAGAUACAGGUCAAGAGCUUCAGUUAAUGUUUACAUCCAACGUCACGAUGUGAUCUCAACGAUUGUGGCAUGGUUUAUGGUGGGAGAUGGGCUGGUUUGAAUAUUUCAGAAACUGCCUAUCUCUGGAAUUUUCAUGCAUAACAGUCUGUAGAGUUUCCACAGAAUGGUGCAAAAAAAAAACAUCCAGUGAGUGGCUGUUCUGUGGGGAGACACCUUGGUCAGAGGAAAAUGUUCAGACUUGGUCAAGCUGACAGGAAGGCUACGCUGCUGUGCUGUGCAGAGACCGAAAAGCCCACCAUGAUCCUGCUAACUCCAUCUUCUGGCUUUUUCCAGCGCACCAGCAAACUGUUCCUAAGUGGAAGGGCCAGUUGGGUCCAGCUCAAAGAGUUUGCCCGCAAAAAUGCUGCCAAUGCCUUGUCUGUUGCCAACCUGGUCAUGGGGAUGGGCUCCAUUCUCUGCAGUCUCAAUGGGCACCAUUAUGCUGCGUGUUGGCUGGUGCUGAUUGGUUACCUGCUGGAUUUGGCAGAUGGUGCGGUUGCCAGGCAACUGAAUGCUUGCUCAGCAUUGGGAGCCAAACUGGAUGAUUUUGCCGAUUUCACAACGUUUGGAAUAGCAACGUCACUGCUCUUAAGGACUCCCAACAUCCUGGAUAACGUCCUCUGCAUGUGCUACAUGCUGUCUGUGUUUAUUCGGCUUUGUUUCUUCUCCAGUGGCAUUCCUUUUAUGUAUCGUGGCCUGCCGUGCAUCUACUCGUCCGCCAUUCUCGCCUGCCUGUCUCUCCUCACUGGAGGGAACAUGGCUGUGCUCCGGCUCACUGCCGUGGCCAUGAUCCUCUUCAUGGUCAGCCAGACUCUUUACCCCCAUGACCGGGUGCUGGAGUCACAGGCCUGGAAAAAGGUGGUCUAUGCUGGAGGUAUUAUUGUGGUCUUCUGCUCUUCAUUCCCUCCUGUGUGUCUGUACUAUCUGCUAUGGUCAGUUUCCUACAUUUUGUUCCCAAUGUCCCUGUGGAGCUGCAAAGUGUAAUGGGCUACGAUGUGUUGUCCAAACUACGACACUCCAGGCUUGAAGAAAGCCCGUAUGGCCCAACAGAAGCAUCUUUGCAGCCUUGGAGUAUCAAACCCUGCUCAAUCCCCAGAACCUCUGGACAUUGUAUGCUGCUUUUUUUUUUUUUUUUUUUUUUUCCUUUUCUUUCAUUAUUAUUGUUGAGGUGAUAAACUUUGGGGUGCAGUGAUGAAAUCUGCCUGAUCUAGAGGACUGAUGGACUGACAGUGAAAUUAUUUUCACUAAAAUCAGUUUGUAAAAAGGCUGACUGCUGACUGCGAAACACGUUUCUAUUUGGGUGAACUGUGAACUGUGUGUUGCGUUCACAGAGGUCUCUGAUGUGUGUCACUCUUGAAAUGUACAAUGGAUUCCACCACAACUGCAGUGGGGUGAUAUUAUUUUGGUGAAUUUUAUUCAUGGGGAAAUUAUGAGAACAAUGUCUUGUAUAUAUGUACCAUAAUUGGUAUUUUCAUACUAGUAACGCAGAUAUUUUAUUAAAAGGGAAAUAAAAAAAAAACAGAAGCUAAAGCAUGAGUGUGAGAAAACCUUAGGAAAACUAAAACUCAAAUGGAUAAAGUGUCUUCUUAUUAGUCCACUGACAUUUUUAAAAUACAAUCAGUUGAAAAAUGGUGUAUUUUAUUAUUCAGAGGGAUCAAAAUGUCAUUUGAUUCAGAUUAUUUUUUAACUGCCAGUGUCUCUUGAUCUGCUUUGUGACAUGUAGGCAGUGAUGCAUAAUAAAAGCCAGUACAGUUUGA
This is a messenger RNA of Ictalurus furcatus (blue catfish), 3983 nucleotides long. RefSeq names its product transmembrane protein 269 (gene tmem269). Gene Ontology annotation, biological process: phospholipid biosynthetic process. The transcript is spliced from 7 exons. Gene Ontology annotation, cellular component: membrane. Bases 2416 to 3210 code for a protein of 264 amino acids. NCBI's taxonomy places the organism in Eukaryota, Metazoa, Chordata, Actinopteri, Siluriformes, Ictaluridae. The record is from RefSeq and is a predicted model, not a curated record. Gene Ontology annotation, molecular function: phosphotransferase activity, for other substituted phosphate groups.